AGCCAUUUUGGCUCAAGCUGUGCUCUGCCGCCUCCCGCGGGGCGCUCGGGCGAUGGCGGCGGUCGGGCCCCUCUGUGGGGAUGUGCGCGCGAUGCUGGCGGCCCUCGGCCCGCUCGCGCAGGCGGCGGCGGCUGGCGCUGCUGCUGGAGGAGGAAGUCGCCAGGUCGUGGCGGCGGCGGUGGCGGCGGCGAUCCGCACUGGAGUGGAGGUGCUGACCGAGACGGCCCCGUCGCCCCACAUCGUGGACGGCGACAAGGUGCACGACCACGAGGAGAAGCAGGUGGCGGACCUCAGUGGCUCCGACGAUGUGCAGAAGGAGGUCGACGCGCGCCUUGGUAUGGUGCGGCCCUUCCUCACGCGCAAGGUGGAGCAGAGGAACGUGACUUCGGGGCAGAAGGCGUACAGGAACGUGGCGCUGAAGGACGGCCUGGGCGCUGGUGUUGACACCCUCCCCAAGACCGCGCUGGAGGCCAAGCGUCGUCAGCGGGGGGGGCGGCGCCGUAUGCAGGCCGUGGAUACGACCCCGUGCGAGUCGGAGGAUAGCAAGGCCACUGAUGAGGUGAAGAAUUUGACCGCGACCACGUACGGCUCCGAGAAGCUCAUGGAUGUGAAGGCCUCCACGGCGAAGGCCCUGGUGAACGUGGAGACCGAGAAGGUAUCGCAGGUCGUGCACGCGGACCUCGACCCGCUCCGGGCCCAGGACGGCCUGGCCCGCGUCGUUACGGCCGCCAGGAAGUUCGAGGUCAUGCAGCAGGCGGCCUUCGGCGUCCAGCAGGCGAAGGACGCCUUGGCGCAGGCGGAGGCUUGGCACGUCGCGGCCGUCGAUGAUGCUGUCGACGCUGCCUCGGCCUUGGAGGAGGACGUGCGCACGGCGUUCAUGGUGAAGCUCGGCCUCCCGCCCUAGAAGGCGGCCUUGUCGUGAGUGCCGCGGAGGCUCGUGUCCUCCUGCGGCACUCCUGGUUCGGUGCGGAGUCGCGGAGGCUCGUGUUCCUCCUGCGGCUGGUGCCCUGGGGUUGCGGAGGCCCGUGUUCCUCCUGCGACCCCAGGGGCUGCGGAAAGAUUGGUGCCGCGUGAGCGGCGGUCAGCAGAGUCCAGC
Messenger RNA from Prorocentrum cordatum, 1096 nucleotides. Lineage: Eukaryota; Dinophyceae; Prorocentrales; Prorocentraceae. The record is from the annotation of a GenBank genome assembly.